UCCGGGGGGCCGCGGGGCUCCCCCCGCCCCAGGGACGCCCCCUCCCGGGGCCAGCCCGGGGCCCGGGGCGGGGGGAGGGGGCCGGCCACCAUGGGCCCCAAGCGGAGGCAGCUGACGUUCCGGGAGAAGUCGUACAUCAUCCAGGAGGUGGAGAAGAACCCGGACCUCCGCAAGGGCGAGAUCGCCCGGCGCUUCAACAUCCCGCCGUCCACGCUGAGCACCAUCCUGAAGAACAAGCGGGCCAUCCUGGCGUCCGAGCGCAAGUUCGGCGUGGCCUCCACCUGCCGCAAGACCAACAAGCUGUCGCCCUACGACAAGCUGGAGGGGCUGCUCAUCGCCUGGUUCCAGCAGAUCCGCGCCGCCGGCCUGCCGGUCAACGGCAUCAUCCUCAAGGAGAAGGCGCUGCGCAUCGCCGAGGAGCUGGGCAUGGAGGACUUCACGGCCUCCAACGGCUGGCUCGACCGCUUCCGCCGGCGGCACGGGGUCAUGACCAGGAACGGGGUGGCCAAGAGCCGCUCCCAGCCCGCCCCCCCCACGCAGCCGCCCCCCCUGCCCCGCGCCCCGGCCCCGGCCUCGGCGGCGGACGGCGGCAGUGGCCGCCGCUGGUGGGAAGAGCAGCUGCCGGCGCUGGCCGAGGGCUACGCCUCCCAGGACGUCUUUAAUGCCACCGAGACCUGUCUGUGGUACAACUUCCUCCCGGACCAGGCCCCCGCCCUGGGCGGCGAGGCCCGGCCCAGCCCCCGGCGCGGCACCGAGAGGCUGAUCGUGCUCCUGUGUGCCAACGCCGACGGGAGCGAGAAGCUGCCGCCGCUGGUGGUGGGCAAGCUGGCCAAGCCCCAGGGCUCGCGGGCCGCCGGCCUGCCCUGUGACUACACGGCCAACCCCAAGGGGGGCGUCACGGCCCAGGAGCUGGCGCGCUACCUCAAGGCCCUGGACGCGCGCAUGGCCGAGGAGUCCCGCCGCAUCCUGCUGCUGGCCAGUCGGCCGGCCGCCCCGGCCCUGGACGCCUCCGACCUGCGGCACGUCCAGGUGGCCUUCUUCCCCUCCGACACCCUGCAGCCCUUGGAGCGGGGGGUGGUCCAGCAGGUCAAGGGGCACUACCGCCAGGCGCUGCUGCUCAAGGCCAUGGCCGCCCUCGAGGACCACGACCGCUCCCGGCUGCAGCUGGGCCUCACCGAGGCCCUGCACUUCGUGGCCGCCGCCUGGGAGGCCGUGGAGCCCGCCGACAUCGCCGCCUGCUUCCGAGAGGCGGGCUUUGGGGGCGGACCGGGGCCGGACCUGGACGUGACUCUCAAGAGCGAUGAGGAGGAGGAGGAGGAGGAGGAGGACGAGGAGGAGGAAGAGGAGGAGGACAAUGAGGAGGAGGAGGAAGAAGAGGAGCAAGGAGAGGAGGAGGGAGAGGAAGAGGGAGAGGAGGGCGAGGAAGGAGAGGAAGAGGAGGAAGAGGAGAGCUCCUCGGAGGGGCUGGAGGCCGAAGACUGGGCCCAAAGCGGUGGUGGGGCAGGCGGGAGCUUUCUGGCCUACGGCGCCCAGUACGAGCAGGGGGGCCCGGCGGUCCAGCUCCUGGAGGCCGGGGAGGACUCUGAGUCGGAGAGCGAUGAGGAGGACGAGGAGGACGAUGACGAUGACGAGGACGAUGAUGACGAUGACGACGAUGAAGACGACGAAGUGCCCGUGCCCAGCUUUGGUGAGGCCAUGGCCUACUUCGCCAUGGUCAAACGGUACCUGACCUCCUUUCCCAUCGAUGACCGUGUCCAGAGCCACAUUCUCCACUUGGAGCACGAUUUGGUCCAUGUGACCAGAAAGAACCACGCCAGACAGGCGUCAUCCCGAGCCCUGGCACACCAGAACUUGGCCUGAUGAACUCUUUUGGGGAGGGCGUCCCUGACCCUGGAGCCUCGUGGUGCUGCCGUUUGUGGGAUUCCCGGGGUAGCUCUUUCAGGGACCAGGUGGCGACGGGGAUGGGGAACUGUGUCCAACUUGGGGGGGUUCAGCUCCCUUAGGAAAUGCCCCACACCCUGGCACCCUUUGGGAACUAGGUUAGGCCCUGUGUCUACCUGGGAGCUUGGUGGGAGGCAGCCUUUCCCUUUCCUUUCCUCCCUCCCCACCUUUUCCCUACCUCCUUCCCCAGCUGCCCGAGGGCUAGGAUGCCUGCUGUGAUUAGCAGGGUGGGGGGCUUCUUUUAAGGUGGGGAGAGUCCCUUAUGGGCAGACUCCACUCUAAAGUGCCCUACUAGUACUGACCAGCAGGGCCCCAUCUAGGGGGGUAGCUGGUGGAGGGAAGGGGUGGGGGAAUCAGGUCGAAGACAUUUUGCUUGGUUGGCAGGAGGGUGCCAGCCUGUAGGGCCCCCCUCCCAACCCUGUCCCCUUGGUCUCUCACCUUUCACACUCUGCAUGGAGAUUCAGCACUAGGGAAAGGGGCUGUUCCCAGUAGGGUUUCUAGGGAAGGGGGCUCUGAGGGGCCUGGAGAGGUGGCCCCGAGAAAGCACUUAAGAGACAGCAUGGCAGCGGGCCCAGAGCUGCAAACCUUUACCAAGCCUGCCUGCCAACCCGUAGGGCUCUCCCUGCCCCAAAGGGAAGCUGUUGAGAGAAGCACAGUUUCUUCCACCUCCCAAGAGUGGAACUGCUCCUCAUAUCCUCUGAUGGAUUUCUCGCUGUCCCUGGGCUCCCAGUCUCCCUUGGGGGGCCCCCCGGCCCACUGCUGCAGGAGAGACUGGGAGAGUCCCAAGCAUUACUCUUUCCUUGAGGUGGAGGGGGGUGAGGGGCUCUGUUUCUCUCUCGGGCUUGAUCAGGAUCCCAAAGCUGCCACAUCUUGCCUAGGCCCCCGUGCUCCCCCACCCUUCUCCCUCCGUAUGGUACCUUCUCUAACCUGCUGCAAGCUGACAGGGGAAUGGGGAGGUAUCACGACCUGCAGGGAGGGUGGUGGUGGGCCCUGGUUGGGUCCAACUACUCUCCAGCUAUUUCUUUUCCUAGUCUGAAUUCAAUAAACCCUUCUGACCCCCUUUUGCUGGGGGUUGGGUGUUUUGACA
Messenger RNA from Antechinus flavipes (yellow-footed antechinus), 3028 nucleotides. RefSeq names its product centromere protein B (gene CENPB). Bases 91 to 1860 code for a protein of 589 amino acids. The transcript has a single exon. Gene Ontology annotation, molecular function: chromatin binding; DNA binding. Gene Ontology annotation, cellular component: nucleus; chromosome, centromeric region. NCBI's taxonomy places the organism in Eukaryota, Metazoa, Chordata, Mammalia, Dasyuromorphia, Dasyuridae. The record is from RefSeq and is a predicted model, not a curated record.